Messenger RNA from Diospyros lotus (date-plum), 3295 nucleotides. Its product is annotated as ubiquitin carboxyl-terminal hydrolase 5. Gene Ontology annotation, biological process: protein deubiquitination. The record is from RefSeq and is a predicted model, not a curated record. The transcript is spliced from 13 exons. Bases 175 to 3030 code for a protein of 951 amino acids. Lineage: Eukaryota; Viridiplantae; Streptophyta; Magnoliopsida; Ericales; Ebenaceae. Gene Ontology annotation, molecular function: cysteine-type deubiquitinase activity.
UGCCUGAGAAGUUACAAACGGCACGGGAACGAACCGAACGCUCUCUGUACAGAUCAGAGACGAAGAAGAAGAUACCGAAGCCCACAGGUUCCCUGCUAAGCUCUCUACAGCUUUUUUUUCGUUCAAAAAGCUCUCUCUCUCUCUCUCUCUCCUUGAUUUACAACAUAGAGAGGGAUGGCAGGGUCGGCGGCGUGUCGGCCGCCGGCGCUUACGCCGGAGGAAGAGAAGGUGACGAUUAGGGACAUUUCUAUGGCUGCCGAAUCGCAGACGAAAGAAGGGGAUACAUUCUAUAUGAUCACCCAAAGAUGGUGGCAAGAUUGGCUGCAGUAUGUGAACCAAAACCAGACAACUACUAUAAAUGAUGGAUCCUCUACUGAGUGGCCUGAUUCUAUUGGUUUAAGUAAUUUAAAGAGGCCGUCUGCUAUUGAUAAUUCUGAUUUGAUAUAUAAAGCAGCACCAGAGGACUCCACUAGUGGUAUUGAGCUCCAUGAUACUCUAGUAGAAGGCACAGACUAUAUAUUGCUUCCUCAAGAAGUUUGGAACAAGUUAUAUGCAUGGUAUGGAGGGGGUCCCGUGUUGGCUCGAAAGGUGAUCAAUUCUGGUCUCUCACAGACAGAAUUGGCUGUUGAAGUUUAUCCCUUGCGGCUUCAGUUGCAUCUGAUGACUAAAGGGGAACACUCUACCAUAAGAAUAAGCAAGAAGGAAUCUAUCGGAGAGCUUCACCGAAGAGCUUGUGAGAUUUUUUAUCUCCAUUCAGAGCAAGUAUGGAUUUGGGACUAUUAUGGCCGCCGCAAACAUGCUUUGAUGAAUGAAAUGGAUAAAACACUUGAUGAUGCCAACAUACAAAUGGAUCAGGAUAUUUUGGUGGAGGUUGCUGACAACAGUAAUACUGCUGCAUUAGGUGGUCAUGUCAGUUCUGUUCAGGCGAAUGGGUCUGCUGACAAGGAAACAACCUCAGUUUUCGUAGAGCCUUCCAAGUCAAGCUUUUCAAUUGCAGGAGGUUUAUCUGCUAGCAAAGGCUUGUCAAAAAACUGCAAUUUGGAGUCACCAGCACUUCAGAACCUAACCUCCCCUGGUAGGGAACCAGAGAAUACAUAUGGGACAAUUGGUGUUACCACAAGGGGGUCUUCUGGUGGUCUGACUGGAUUGGUGAAUCUUGGAAACACAUGCUUUAUGAAUAGUGCCAUACAGUGCCUUGUCCAUACUCCAGAGUUUGCUAGAUAUUUUCGGGAAGAUUACCAUAAAGAAAUAAACUGGCAGAAUCCUCUCGGCAUGGUGGGUGAGCUAGCUCUGGCAUUUGGUGAGUUACUCCGAAAAUUAUGGGCACCCGGGCGAACUCCAGUUGCUCCGCGGCCAUUCAAAACAAAACUUGCUCGCUUUGCACCACAGUUCAGUGGAUACAAUCAGCAUGAUUCUCAGGAACUCCUUGCAUUUUUAUUAGAUGGUCUUCAUGAAGAUCUGAAUCGUGUCAAACACAAACCUUACAUAAAAUCAAGAGAUGCAGAUGGAAGACCUGAUGAAGAGGUUGCUGAUGAGUAUUGGGCAAAUCACAUUGCUCGUAAUGAUUCCAUAAUCGUGGAUGUGUGCCAAGGCCAAUACAAGUCGACUCUGGUUUGUCCUGAUUGCAAUAAAAUUUCAGUUACAUUUGAUCCCUUCAUGUACCUUUCUUUGCCACUACAAUCCACCACCACUCGUACUAUGACUGUGACAGUCUUUACUUGUGAUGGAACUGCUUUACCGACUGCUUGCACAGUAACUGUUCCAAAGCAGGGACGUUGCCGAGACUUGAUCCAAGCUGUUAGCAACGCUUGUUCCUUAAAGCAUCAUCAGAAACUUUUGCUUGCAGAGGUAAAAUGUCACAUAAUUGACCGGUUCUUGGAUGAACCUUUAACACUGUUAUCUUCCAUAAAAGACGAUGACCACCUAGCUGCGUACAAGAUUCCCAAAUUUAUGAAGAACACAAAAUUUCUUCAGUUGAUUCACCGUCGAGAAGAACAGGAAACUGGCAAUGGCCAAAAUACACGGGGAUGGAAGCCAUAUGGAACACCUCUUGUUUCACCGAUCUCCUGUGAUGAAAUAAUUAGGAGAGGUGAUAUACAGUCAAUGGUUCAUAAAAUGCUCUCUCCCAUGCUAAGAGCCGAGAAUAUGGGACAUCCUGAUCUCUCUGAUUCUAACACCUCUCCACCAGUUUCAACUCCAUCUCAAACAGCUACUUCUAUUGAAGGAUGUAAAGAGUCCAAUAUAGCAGAUUCAGUACAGAGGGAUGGUGGCAGCUCAAAAUCAGGAACCUUCCGUAAACUUCCUCUCCAGUUGGUUGAUGAAAACAAUGCAUGCAUAGACCUAUCAAUGGGGGAAGAUAAAGCUGUGAAAAUUUCCAUGUCAUCAACCUCAAUACUGGUGUUUAUUGAUUGGUCAGAGAAACUUUUGGAAAACUAUGAUACUCAUUACUUGGAAAACUUGCCAGAAGUGUUCAGAUAUGGGCCCGUGACAAAGAAAGCUCGAAAUGAACCUCUGUCCUUGUACACUUGCCUGGAGGCUUUUCUUCGUGAAGAGCCAUUGGUCCCUGAAGACAUGUGGUACUGCCCUCGAUGCAAGGAGCGAAGGCAAGCAAGCAAGAAGCUGGAUCUCUGGAGGCUUCCCGAAGUGCUUGUGAUCCAUUUAAAGAGGUUCUCAUACAGCAGGUCGAUGAAGCACAAGCUGGAGACCUUUGUCAAUUUUCCCAUACACGGCUUUGAUUUGACAAAUUAUGUAGCCAACAAGAAAAACCCAAGGCCUCAGCUCUACGAACUCUAUGCCUUGACCAAUCACUAUGGCGGGAUGGGAAGUGGCCACUACACUGCACAUAUCAAGCUUGUAGAUGAAAACAGGUGGUACAACUUCGACGACAGCCAUAUUUCAGCCAUAAAUGAGGAGGAUGUAAAGUCGGCAGCCGCCUAUGUGCUUUUCUACAGGAGGGUGAGAACUGAGGAUGCCUCCGGUGGCAAUGGGACACCGUCCUCAGCCGGUCACAACAUUUCUGCUCAGAAGUAGGCUCUUUGGGACUCUUUAUACGUACUCAUAAAUAUGUUUAGGGGGAAAAAAUUUUAACUGUUGUAUGUAUGUAAUCUUCUUCUUCAUUUCAUUAAUGAGAAACUUAAAAGUACAGAAGCCUUAAAUAGCAUGGAAAUGGGCUUUAUUGAGCUCAAGCAACAGGUAUGUAGGACGAUGAAACUUGAGGCUUAAACAAAUUUUAGACUAGACAUUGUAUAUAUAAUGGAUUACGAUAAUUGAUUGGGAUUUUGAACCUUCAGCUUUU